GACGCGGAAGUCGGAGCGCGGUUGGCGUUGGCUGGCGCUGUAGUCGCAAACAUGGAUUCAGCUCACAGAAUGUGCCAGAUACUGUUCUGAUAACGUUUUAUAACUUUUCUCUGAACUCCCACAAUAAAUCUACAUGGUGGGUCCUGCUGUAAUAGCAUUUUAUGGAGGAAGAAACAGCACAGAGGGGUUAAGUCAUAUGUCUCAAGCUACACAGGGUGCAGUCGGUGGGAAGCCCGAGCCUGUGGGGUCAUCAUGCGUUGGUGUCUCCACACUAUGCUGUUGUAUUUUUAUAAAUGGGAAAAUACUGAUUUUUGUUAAACAGCGGUAAGAGGUGAGAGAAGUCGUACUUGGAUCUGUUAGGAUAUCAGAAAAGAAAGGAUUUGCAUCUGCAAAAUCAUUAGCUGCCAUCGAAGCCUGUUGGAGACCAGCCUGUGCUGGCUCCUUCAUGGUGUCGAUCACAGUUAACACUUAGUUCUGCACAGCUCGUUUUUCUUCAGACACAAGAGCCUCCCUGUGCCGGGUAUCAUGGAAGGGCUGCUGACAAGAUGCAGCGCGCUGCCCGCCCUGGCCACCUGCAGCCACCAGCUCUCUGGGUACGUCCCUCACAGGUUUCACCACCGCACCCCGGGGAGAGGGGAGCGCUUGGUGCUGUCCCGCAUGUUCCAGCCCCAGAACCUUCGGGAAGACCAGGUGCUCUCUCUCGAGGGCAGAUCUGGCGACCUGACCUGUAAGAGCCAGCGGCUGAUGCUGCAGGUGGGCCUGAUCUACCCGGCAAGCUCCGGCUGUUACCACCUCCUGCCUUACACUGUCCGAGCCAUGGAGAAGCUCGUGCGGCUGAUAGACCAGGAGAUGCAGGCCAUUGGGGGGCAGAAGGUCAACAUGCCCAGCCUCAGCCCAGCAGAGCUCUGGCGAGCCACCAACCGGUGGGACUUGAUGGGCAAGGAGCUGCUGAGACUGAGAGACAGACACGGCAAGGAAUACUGCCUAGGACCAACUCACGAGGAGGCCAUUACAGCCCUGGUUGCCUCCCAGAAGACACUGUCCUACAAGCAGCUCCCGUUCCUGCUGUACCAGGUGACGAGGAAGUUUCGGGAUGAGCCCAGGCCCCGCUUUGGUCUUCUCCGUGGCCGAGAAUUUUACAUGAAGGACAUGUACACCUUUGACUGCUCCCCCGAGGCCGCCCGGCAGACCUACCACCUGGUGUGUGGGGCCUACGACAGCCUGUUCCACAGGCUGGGGCUGCACUGUGUCAAGGUCCAGGCAGACGUGGGCAGCAUCGGGGGCACCAUGUCUCACGAGUUCCAGCUGCCGGUGGACGUCGGGGAGGACCGGCUUGCAAUCUGUCCCAGCUGCAACUUCGCAGCCAACAUGGAGACUCUGGGCUCGGCACAGACAAACUGCCCUGCUUGCCAGGGACCACUGACCGAAACAAAAGGCAUCGAGGUGGGGCACACGUUUUACCUUGGCACCAAGUACUCCUCCAUUUUCAAUUCCCAGUUCACCAAUGUCCACGGCAGACCAUCCCUAGCUGAAAUGGGGUGUUAUGGCUUGGGUGUGACACGGAUCUUGGCUGCUGCCAUUGAAGUUCUCUCUACAGAAGACUGCAUCCGCUGGCCCGGCCUCCUGGCCCCUUACCAAGUCUGUCUCAUCCCUCCCAAGAAGGGCAGUAAGGAGGAGGAGGCCACAGAGCUCACGGGGCACCUGUAUGACCACAUCACAGAAGCAGUGCCGCAACUCCGCGGGGAGGUCCUGCUGGACGACAGGACCCAUCUGACCAUCGGAAACAGACUGAAGGAUGCCAACAAGUUCGGCUACCCCUUUGUGAUCAUUGUGGGCAGAAGGGCCCUGGACAACCCUGCACACUUUGAGGUUUGGUGCCAGAACACCGGAGAGGUGGUCUUCCUCACCAGAGAGGGAGUCCUGGAAUUGCUGAGCCAAGUGCAGGUUGUCUGAACGCCCCCACCCCCACCCCAGGCCUGUCCCACUCCAUCUUGCAGCCUUGGUGUUCGUUCUAAUGCUGCAUUUCUUAUACUGCUUUCUGGGGCUGGUCCUCUCCAGAAACAGGACGGCUCCUGGAAGGUGAGACUAAGUUAGGAAAACCAGUUGUUACUCAGUCAUUUGUUUGGACUAUUUGUAUUUAAAGUUGCUAACUUGACCCCUUUGUCUGCACUGGCCAGCUGCCACAUGCCAUUCCUUUGAUAUUCCAUUGUGGAAGCUUCUGUUUCGAGGUAGAGUGGCAAGAAGGAGCCAAGCUGCCAUCUGGGCCCUCAGGCGAGUCACUUCCCUUCUCUCAGUGGAGUUUCCCACGUGUAGGAUGGGAGUGGCCGACGGCUGAGGCCCUUCUGGCUCCGGAAGUCUGACCAUGGGCCUCUUGCCUUCAGUCCAGCUCUCCUCCAUUAAGAAGCUGGGCUGAGGGUCUGGGGAGAAGAAUCAGGACACCUGACUGCCACCGACUGACUGGUGACUUGGACCCUCCCCUGCUGGGGCUUCAGUUUCCCCAUCUGUGACGUGAGAAAAUGGAACUAGAUCUGUAAGACCCUCACAGGUGUGACUGGCUGGUUCCCUGAGAGGUUUGUGACAGGCAGAUCUGGUCCCUCUGUUCCACCAUCAUCUAAGCUACCCAGAAAGUUAAUACAAUUAGCUAAUGGCUCAAAACCACCUCCAGAGACAUGGCCCUAUUGAGGCGGCUUAGCACUGAGAUCAUGUUGUAUUGAUUGAAUAAAGUCAAACUAUUGGGAUGAGCCUUGCGUGUUAAUUGGAACCAGUGGUAACAUUUUACCAGCGCAGGACUUCCUGCCUGGAGACUGUUUCCUUUUCUAUCGUUUCUCCACUCAAAAAAGAAAAUUGGGUGGCUGGGAAAAUGUGUUUUAAACCAUUUCUUCCCACAAGUGUCAGGGGCAGCAGGCUUCAAGUGCCGUAGCGACCUUGUCCUGGGUGCAGAGUUGGAGCCUAGAGCCAUGCACCACAGCGGUGAAUAUUAAGAGAAGGCCUCUGCCUGAGUCCUGGGGAGAACUGGGAGCAGGCUUGAGCUUUCAUUGCUCCUGCCCCCCAGGUUAGGAACAGAAUCAGGUUCUCUGUCCUUGGCCCCUAGGGUCGCCUAACAAGAGUCCAACCUAACAAGAGUCUAUCAGGGCCAAGCUCAAAGCGACUGCCUCCUGUAACAUGUCCGACAUUCCUGGCAGCCUUCCCCCUCCAGCUCCUGGCGCUGUCCCUUGCUCAGCACAGUCAGCCUCACUUCUUGCUUGGCGCACAGGUUGCUGUGGGGUGGUCCAGCUUCUUGUCGCUGAUGGGAUGAUCAGCUCCCUGAGGCCAGGGCCCUAGGCUGAUUCCUAGUGCACUGAAGUUCUUUUCUCUGCCUUCCAAACAGCUUCCCAGUAGCUGGUGACUGCUGUACCUGCCAGAGUAACCUUGCCCCCAGCACACACCAUCGGGUUUCUUAAUGAAUGUAGACACCAAGCCCUAAUGACUCCCAGGCCUGCCGCUGGGCUCUGAGCCAGCAUUCAGGCCAGGAGGCGGGAUUCUGAGAGCGGACCUAGAAAGGCUGGAUUAUAAGGCAGGGAUCUUACCCUUGGCUGCACAGUGGGAAUCCCAUGGGUCCCACUCCAAGGUUCUCUUCCAGGCUGUGGCCUGGGCAUCAGCAGUUUUAAAGCUCCCCAGAUGAUUCUAAUGCAUGAAGUCAAUGGAGAGCUCAAGGUACGGGUGGCCGCCUUCUGAGCCUGCGUUGCAGGCGACUAUUUGAGCGGUUUCGGUUGUGCGUUAGAUUGAUGUGAGUUCUCUGCUUUCAGUGGUCGGUCAGUUAUUUGUUGAGGGCCUGCAUGUGCCAUUGUCUGUGAGGUACUUUUAUAUACUAUGUUUAGACCUUCAAACUGUACAAGGUAGGUGCUGUGAAAUUCUCAUUUUACAGAUGAGGAGACCUGAAGCUCCAUUUGAGCAACGUCAUCAAGGAUGCACAGCUGUUUUCAUCAGAGCUGGAAUCUGAGUAUUGACCAAACCUGUGCCCUUCCCACUAUACUGCUUGGCCUCUGCCUAGGCGAAAUGAUUCCAAUAAAACCGGAUUAUUUACAUCUGUCUAAUUCAAGUUGGCCUAAAAUAGCUGAGAAAUUAGUAUUUAUGCAAACGAGUUCUUUUUUUUUAUUUUAAAUUUUUGCUCCAUAGUUUACGUAUUUAUAGAAGGCUAGCCUAAUGUAAGCGCUUUUAAAAACCAGAUUCAAGGAAUCGAGAACCAAUUAAUUUAAAACUCUUCAUAAAUGUGUACAUUAUAGAGUGAUUUGACGGUGAUGUAGAACUGUGGACCGUUAGAAUUGGAGCCUGCCUGUCCAACCCUCCUUUCACAGAUGGGAGACAGGCCUGGAGUGGGAAUUAACCUGCCGCAUCCCAUCAGACUGGCAAAAUGCCUGAUUGCAGGCCAGGUGCUACGUCCCCUAAAUUAGGCUACCUCAGGUCGAUCUUUUUGCAGGGAGAGAUGUCUGGCUGGAUCAGCCUUUGAGCUGCAAAAAGCCCUACAGGUUUAAAACAAAUACAUGCCCUCUAUUUUCCAAGGGAGACAGAUACAGGGAGCUCAGUGAUUUGCCCAAGGCCAAGCUGAACUGAAACCCGGGAGUCCUGACUACUUAGCCAGUGUUCCUUCCAUUAGCCAGGGACAGUAUAAUUUGGUGGAGAGAUCACAACCUUGAAGAGACAAUCCUAAAUCCACCAGUUAGCAGGAAUAUGACCUUAGACGAAUAACUUGUGCAUCUCAGAUUCUUCAUCUAUAAGAUGCACUCAGGAUAGUGGUACCCACCUCCUAGGGUUGUCUGGGGUUGGCUGAGCUGACUUACAUGAAAUGCUUAACCUUUAGUGUGCUCUCAGGAAACCCUUCCCUUACAUGGGACAACUUAGUAAACACCCCCAUGGGGAACUCAGGUCCCGCUGUUAACGUUUUCUGGAAAUGAUGCUUCACAGCCUUCCUGGAGAAUGCCACAAGCAAGAAUUAGGUAUCGCCUGUGGAAUGGUUCCAUCUCUGUAGAGACAAUAUUCAAAUCUUGUACCUUCCUCUUUCCUUUCUAAACUUUCCCAUGUUACCUCUCGCCAUAAAUUGAUGAAAUGGGGUUGCUGGCAAAAUAACAGGUACAGGCUGUGUUAUCAUUGCUCAUUCCUCAGGGAGUCGGAGCAGCAACUGGCUGGGAAAUAUUUGGCAGAAUUAAUACUUGGGGACAAAGUCUGGUGCAUAACAAAACCAUCAUGUAAAUCAAGCUUAGAAUGUAAAUCAAGGGCUCCAUUAAUAUUCGGUGUUUUAAUGGAAUAAACACCUGCUGGGCUGUCAAUAAAGGAGCUUUGCAGAAA
Messenger RNA from Camelus dromedarius (Arabian camel), 5322 nucleotides. RefSeq names its product prolyl-tRNA synthetase 2, mitochondrial (gene PARS2). Lineage: Eukaryota; Metazoa; Chordata; Mammalia; Artiodactyla; Camelidae. Gene Ontology annotation, biological process: prolyl-tRNA aminoacylation. The coding region runs from base 526 to 1953 and encodes 475 amino acids. Gene Ontology annotation, molecular function: ATP binding; proline-tRNA ligase activity. The record is from RefSeq and is a predicted model, not a curated record. The transcript is spliced from 2 exons. Gene Ontology annotation, cellular component: cytoplasm; mitochondrion.